Messenger RNA from Poecile atricapillus (Black-capped chickadee), 573 nucleotides. RefSeq names its product copine-5-like. The transcript has 4 exons. The record is from RefSeq and is a predicted model, not a curated record. The coding region runs from base 51 to 485 and encodes 144 amino acids. Gene Ontology annotation, cellular component: plasma membrane. Gene Ontology annotation, biological process: cellular response to calcium ion. NCBI's taxonomy places the organism in Eukaryota, Metazoa, Chordata, Aves, Passeriformes, Paridae. Gene Ontology annotation, molecular function: calcium-dependent phospholipid binding.
UGCAGAGGUGGGGGACACAGAGGGUGUGGGCACUUCCUCCCCUGAGACCCAUGUCCCCACAGGUAACACUGCUUUCCUUCACUGUGGAGGCUGAGCACACCUUCCUGGACUACAUCAGGGGCGGGACCCAACUCAACUUCACAGUGGCCAUCGAUUUCACGGCAUCCAAUGGGAACCCCUCGCAGCCCACGUCCCUGCACUACCUGAGCCCCUUCCAGCUGAAUGCCUACAGCCUGGCACUGCGGGCUGUGGGGGACAUCAUCCAGGACUACGACAGUGACAAGAUGUUCCCAGCCCUUGGCUUUGGCGCCAAGGUCCCCCCGGAUGGGCACGUGUCCCAUGAGUUCCCACUGAAUGGGGAUGCAUCAAACCCAGCGUGCUGUGGCAUUGCGGGGGUGCUGGAGGCUUAUCAGCGCAGCCUGCGCCGUGUCCAGCUCUAUGGCCCCACCAACUUUGCCCCUGUUGUCAACCAUGUUGCCCGGUAAGAGGGGCCCGAUGCCCUGGGGUGGGGUCCCUGAACCCCCCAGCGUCAUACAGGGUUCCCCCAGCUCGGCGGCCAUGGUGCUGGAUGGG